Messenger RNA from Effrenium voratum, 2471 nucleotides. Lineage: Eukaryota; Dinophyceae; Suessiales; Symbiodiniaceae. The record is from the annotation of a GenBank genome assembly.
AGCCAUUUUGAUUCGGCUGCCCUCGUUUUCCGACGCCGACGCGCGCGUCCCAGUUUUGCGGCGAUGGUGCUGGUGGAUUCGCUGAUCAUCUCCUCCAGUCUCAUUGGGCUGGUGGCAGCCUUCUAUCAGUUCACCGUCAUCCAGAAGAUCUCGCUGACCCCGGCUGGGGGGUUGGAGCAGAAGUUGAAGGAUGAUGCGCCGGAGAAGUUGGUGCCCGAGAUCUACGAGAAGAUCAUGAACGGCGCGAAGCAGUUCCUCCGAGUGGAGUACAUGAUUUGCACCGCCUUCUGCAUUGUCUUCUCUGUGGUGAUCUACUUGCUGGUCGCCUGGGGAACCAAGAGCGGCACCCAGGGCCUUCUGACCGCCUCGGCCUUCUUGACCGGCGCCUUCACCUCCAUGCUCUGCGGCUUCCUGGGCAUGAUGAUCGCCACCUACUCCAACGCCCGAACCACCUUGGCCUGCGCCAACAGCGGCUUCACCCUGGGCUUCAACACCGCCUUCCGCGGGGGCGCCGUCAUGGGCUAUGCCCUGUGCUCGCUGGGUGUGCUGGUGCUGUGGAUCCUCCUUACCGUCUUCCGCAAGGUCUACCCGCACGUGGAGGACUGGGAGAUCUUGUUCGACUGCGCGGCUGGGUACGGCCUUGGGGGCUCCACCGUGGCGAUGUUCGGGCGUGUGGGCGGGGGCAUCUACACCAAGGCGGCGGAUGUGGGCGCUGACCUGGUGGGCAAGGUGGUGGCUGGACUGGACGAGGAUGAUCCCAACAACCCGGCGACCAUCGCGGACAACGUGGGAGACAACGUGGGGGACAUCGCGGGCAUGGGCGCGGACCUCUUUGGCUCCUUCGCAGAGAGCACCUGCGCCGCGCUGGUGAUUGCGGCCGCAGCAGUUGAAGGCAGCAAGGACACCCUCUUCGAAGCGGGCUGGAACGCCAUGCUCUUCCCCGUGUCCAUCUCCGCCGCAGGCGUCGUGAUUUGCAUCCUGUGCGGGAUCUAUGCCACGAACAUCAGGCCAGUCAAGGAGGAGAAGGACAUCGAGUGGGUGCUGAAGCUCCAACUUGUGCUCACCGCCAUCAUCAUGCUGCCGGUCAUCUACUUGUUGGCUCUGCACUUGUUGCCUGCGGAGUUCCGCUUGGAAGGUGUGCGUCUGGAUGAGCAUGGCUAUCCGGCGAAGAUCCAUGGCAGUCCCUUCAAGUGCUUCAUCUGCGCUACCAUGGGAUGUCUCGGCGGUAUGAUCAUCGGCCUCGUCACGGAGUACUUCACCUCCCACUCCUACGUCCCCACCCGGGAGCUGGCCAGCGCCUGCAAGUUCGGCACUGCGGUGAACAUCAUCCAGGGUUUGGCGCUGGGCUACAAGAGCUGCAUCAUCCCCGUCUUCGUGCUCGCCUCCGCCAUCUUCGUGUCCUUCCAGCUUUGCGACCUCUACGGCAUCGCCUUGGCGGCCCUGGGCAUGUUGGCCACCCUGGCCUGCGGUUUGACCAUCGAUGGCUUUGGGCCCAUCUCCGACAACGCCGGCGGCAUCGCAGAGAUGGCCCUCUUCAACCCGGAGGUGCGUCGGCGUACGGAUGCCCUGGACGCUGCGGGAAACACCACGGCGGCCAUCGGCAAAGGAUUCGCCAUCGGCUCGGCGGCCUUGGUGUCCCUCGCGCUGUACGGCGCUUUCGUGAUCCGUCUGCGGGUGAAGACGGGGGUGAACAUCUUGGAGCCAACGACAUUCUCCUUCCUCAUCAUCGGGUGCAUGAUCCCCUACUGGUUUGCAGCGUUGACCAUGAAAUCUGUGGGGAAAGCGGCCGGCGAGAUGGUGAUGGAGGUGAAGAGGCAGUUCAGCCUCAAGGACUCCAAGGGCAAGACCUUGCUGGACGGCUCCACGGAGCUGAAGCCGGACUCCAUUAGGUGCAUUCAGAUCUCCACUGAGGCGUCUUUGAAGGAGAUGGUGGCUCCAGCCUGCCUGGUGAUCUUGUCCCCUCUGCUGGCGGGCACCUUCUUCGGUGUCCAGGCGGUGUUCGGGCUGCUGACGGGGUCCCUGGGCAGCUCUGUGCAGUUGGCCAUCUCCAUGUCGAACUCCGGGGGGGCCUGGGACAACUGCAAGAAGUACAUCAAGAACGGCUUCUCGGACGACCCGGAGCUGCGAUACACCAAGAACCCGAAGACCCCGGAGGAGAUCGCGGCGGCGCCGAAGGCGAAGGAGGCCCACGAUGCGGCGGUGCAGGGCGACACCGUGGGGGAUCCCUUCAAGGACACCUCCGGACCCGCCCUGAACAUUGUCAUGAAGCUUCAGGCCAUUGUGUCCCUGGUCUUCGCCGCCUACUUCCAUGCCAUUGCGGACGGCAAGGGCCUGGUGGGCGGCUUCAUGACAGGCCUCGCAGACUAAGUCAGGGAAGCAAAGCAUUGAACGAGUUCGAUUAGCUCAAUGCGCGAUGCGAGUUGCGCGCUGACGGGGAGCUGGAGCCAAGGGACGCGGAGGAUUGGGUCCCG